AGUUGAUCGUGCAUCAUAUAUAAUGAGGAAAUGAUGAUCACAAAAUAUUGCUUUUCAUAUCGGGGAAAUGUUUCAUGAAAUACAUUAUUAUCGAUUUCCACUGGAAAAUUUGCUCUGACCCAAUCAAAUGCGUCGAUUUUAGUAGCUUAUAACAAUCGUCAUUGAUAUUUGUAGCAUUGGAAUGCUUCCCGGAUCCGGUUAUAGCAUUCGCACGCACGUACGUCACACGAUCGAGCUCACUUGAUCACAGUCUUCUCUCUCCUAUUUGCUUGAUUUCUGUAGUAUUGGAUGUAACAAACUACUGCAAAUCUCAAAGAAGGUAAACACAUUGACAUCAUGGUUUGUCAAAGGCUACUAAAAGUGCUUGGCUUCGCUACGUUAAUGUGCUUGGUGCAUGCCGAUUGGAAGGCCAUACGUACUGUCACAAAAGUAGAAACUUUUUGUAGUGAUGUAAAUAGAUAUAUUACAUGGACUCUACCGAAUAACAAUGAUUGUAACACAAACCUUCAGCAAGUCUUCAAGCUGCUUUACAGAAGUGAUACCAGGAUCCUCAUUGGGAGCACAGAAUGUCUGUAUUUCCUUGAUCAGAAUCUGGGAUACAUUCAUUCCAUCUCAAUUCCUGCAAAGGAUCUAAUAGAUUGUAACACUACUUUUGGAGAUCAGGCUGAAUUCCAGUGCAAGAACUACAUCACAUACGCACAUCCCAUUGGCUCAUCAUACCGUGUGUGCGGGACCUACAAUAAAAUCGAUCCAAAAUGUUGGAUAUGUGACGAAACGAUGCCAAAUUGUGAAAAGGAGACGGUAGUUAAUUUUAUGCCAAGAUAUCCAACAUCAAACUUCACAGUAACUGUGGCAAGUAAGUAAUUGAUAUUUUAUUUCUGUUAAUGCAUUAACCUAUAUAGUCCAGGCUAUAUUGAAAUUGGAUACUGCAAGUUGGGGGGAGGGGGCCAAAAUGGGCCCCUCUGAGAUCUUGGCUGUUGAUCGCGAGAUUGCAGCGAAAAUUGACACGCACAUCACCCAUGAUGUAAUCUCCAUUAUCCAUAAAUCAAUUGUCAAUUUGACCAAAAUUAUUCAAAUUUAUUUUCAAUUAAUUAUUUUUUUUUUUUUGUAAAAUAACCAUUGCUGGUCUUCUUUAUUCAUCAAACAAAAUAUAUUCACAGUGCUAACAUUUGCCUCCAUUUCUGGAGGGAAAUACAUGGUUUUCUGGAUUUCACAUUUUCUUCUAUCUGUAAACGAUAUCUUAAUAGGU
Messenger RNA from Lytechinus pictus (painted urchin), 1249 nucleotides. RefSeq lists its product as uncharacterized. The record is from RefSeq and is a predicted model, not a curated record. Gene Ontology annotation, molecular function: protein binding. The coding region runs from base 337 to 864 and encodes 175 amino acids. Lineage: Eukaryota; Metazoa; Echinodermata; Echinoidea; Temnopleuroida; Toxopneustidae. The transcript is spliced from 6 exons.